Messenger RNA from Poeciliopsis prolifica (blackstripe livebearer), 1104 nucleotides. RefSeq names its product geminin DNA replication inhibitor (gene gmnn). Gene Ontology annotation, cellular component: nucleus. Bases 1 to 891 code for a protein of 296 amino acids. Lineage: Eukaryota; Metazoa; Chordata; Actinopteri; Cyprinodontiformes; Poeciliidae. The transcript has 7 exons. Gene Ontology annotation, biological process: negative regulation of DNA replication; negative regulation of cell cycle. The record is from RefSeq and is a predicted model, not a curated record.
AUGUGUGGCGUGUUCUGUCUCCUGGUGGGCCCAUAUUUAACGACGUGCCGUCCAACGUGUGCCCCGUUCGGUUUCUUUGUGUGUGUCAGUGUGUUUUUCAGGGCGGCUAAUAACAGUACAUUAGCGCUCGACGGGUCCUCUGCCUUCCCCCUCAAAAUGGCUGCGCAGGCAGUUACAAUAACUGGACGUAAUAGGACACGUGACCCGACGGAGCUGCUUCGUUACCUGAUUUCCGGAAAGAAAAUGAAUUUCGUUGGAAACGUCAAGCAGCGGAGCUCCAAUGAGAACAUAAAGAGCGUCUCUGUACGAUCUCAAAAGGCAGUUGGACAACAAAGGCAAAGCCUGCAGGUCCUCCAAUCUUCAGCAGUCAACUCAAGUUUGAAAUCGGCUCAGACGGGGAACGUUAUUCUUAAGAGGAAACGGUGGAUACUGGACCAGUCAAAAGGUCCGAAGAGGGUUAAAGUAGAAGUAAAAGCCACACAAACAGAAGAAGUUGACCGUGUACCAGAUGGCCUGUCCAAAGAAGCAUAUGAACUUAUGGUCAAAGAAACUCCUCCUUCCUCUUACUGGAAAGAAGUAGCAGAAGAACGACGAAAGGCUUUGUACCGCGUCCUACAGGAGAAUGAGAAGUUGCACAAGGACAUUGAAGCCAGAGAUGAGCAGAUCAACAAGCUCCAGUCUGAGAAUGAAGAGCUGCAGGAGCUGGCACAACAUGUGCAGUACAUGGCUGACAUGAUUGAGAGACUGACUGGAAAGUGCCCAGAGAGCCUGGAAGAAAUGAAGGACGUUGCAUUUGCUGCCGAAGAGGCAGAACCAGCAGAGCAAGAGGAGGCAGACUACAGUGACGAGACGUCAGAUCAUGACGAAGCAGGACCCUCAGGAUUAAACUGACUUUAGGAAAAAACCCUUUUGAAGGUGUGCCUUUUUUUUCUUUAUUUAUUUUUUUGGAGGAACCCUGUAGUCUAAAACUGAAACAAAUGUUUUGCAGGGUUUCAUUUAAUAAAUGUGGCUGUUGGCAGACCCUUGUCUAAGUUUAAAAUGUAAAAUUGCUUUUUAACUGAUUUUGUACAUGGACUGUGCAAUAAACUUUAUAGAAACUCUUAA